ACGAGAGUUGUACUCACUACUCAGUACUCACUCGUCGUUAGUUUCUUACAGACUAUUUUUUUCAUCUGCGUCGGUUUUCCCUGUUUCCACUCUCAUUUGUUACCCUUACCAUGACUUCUCUUUCUACCAUGAAGUUUCGCCACUUCCGGCAACACUUCAACUUCUCUUCUCUCUCCACUACUUCUUCAAAUCCCCAAAAAACACCUCCACAUUCAAUUUCACCGUCUAUCACUUCUCCAAUAACCCAACAUCAGUUACAAACUUCCAUCUUAAACUCUCAGUGGCAUUUCAUCAAACACCUUCCAUCCUCUCUCCCACCUUCUUUAAUCUCCGAUACCCUCCUCAAUCUCCGAUCAAAUCCCAACAUUGUUUCCAAAUUUCUCGAACAAAUCAACCAUACCCACCUCGAUAUUCACUCUAAUUCUCUUGCUCUUGUCAUAAUCUCUCUCCUCCCAUCACCUAAGCCUGCUUUGCAGCUUGCAAAGUAUAUAAUUAGCAGCAAAUUAGUAAGUAGUUCUGAGUUUUUUAGUAAAUUAGGGCAAGCUCGUGAAAGUUUGAAUGUUGAUAGUACCAUUUGUUUUGAUUUUUGGAUUAAGGGUUUAUGUCAAUUGAAGAAAGCUGAGGAAUCUUUUAAGUGUUUUAAGAUGAUGAAAGAUAUGGGUUUUUUACCUAAGGUUGAAACUUGUAAUGAUAUGUUGAGUUUGUUUAUUAGAUUGAAUUCUAUUCAAAUGGUUUGGGUUUUAUAUGCUGAGAUGUUUAGGUUGAAGAUUAGUUCUAAUACUCAUACUUUUAAUAUUAUGAUUAAUGUGCUUUGUAAGGAAGGUAAAUUUCGAAAGGCAAUUGAAUUUGUAGAGUGUAUGGAGAUUGCAGGGUUUAAGCCUAAUGUUGUGACUUAUAAUACUUUAAUUAAUGGGUAUUGUUCAAGGGGUAAGAUUGAGAGUGCUAAGAAGAUUUUGUGUGAGAUGAAAGUUAGGGGAAUGUAUCCGGAUUCGUACUCGUAUGGUUCGAUUAUUAAUGGGUUAUGCAAGGAAGGGAGGUUUGAUGAAGCUGUGGGAUUUUUUGAUAAAAUGGUGGAAACUGGGUUGGCACCUUCUGCUGUGACUUACAAUUGUUUGAUUUCUGGAUAUUGCAAUAAAGGGGAUUUAGAGAAGGCAUUUGGUUAUAGAGAUGAGAUGGUUAAGAAGGGUGUAACUCCGACAUUGUCAACGUAUAAUGUGCUGAUACAUUCGUUGUUUAUGGAAGGUAAGGAUGCUACUGCUGAUAGCUUAAUAAAGGAGAUGGAAGAGAAGGGUAUGAGGAAGGAUGAUGUUACAUAUAACAUUCUGAUUAAUGGGUACUGCCAAAGUGGAAAUGUGAAGAAGGCAUUUGAGCUUCUUGACGCGAUGUUAGUUGAAAGGAUUCAACCUACAAGAGUUACUUAUACAUCUCUUAUAUAUGUGUUGAGUAAAUCAAAGAGAAUGAACGAGGCAGCUGAUCUGUUUGAGAAGGUAACACGAAAUGGUGUGACUCCGGACCUUGUGAUGUUCAAUGCUCUGAUUAAUGGUCAUUGUGCAAACAAGAAUUUGGAGCAGGCUUUUUCAGUUUUGAGAGAGAUGGAUAGAAGGAAAAUUCGUCCUGAUGAAGUGACCUACAAUACACUGAUGCAGGGCCUUUGUCGGGAUGGUAAGGUUGAAGAAGCUCGAAAAGUUCUUGAUGAGAUGAAGGAAAGAGGGAUUUUGCCGGACCAUAUUAGUUAUAACACACUUAUCAGUGGAUAUAGCAAGAGAGGUGAUAUGAAGGAUGCCUUCAAGAUUCGAGAUGAAAUGUUUAAUAUAGGAUUUAACCCCACUCUUCUUACUUACAAUGCCUUAAUUCAAGGGCUUUGCAAGAAAAAGGAAGGUGCUCUUGCUGAAGAACUCCUGAAAGAAAUGGUUGGUAGAGGCAUUACUCCUAAUGACAGCACCUAUAUCUCUUUGGUUGAAGCCAUGGGGGAUACCGAAAAUGUCACUGAAAAUAGCGCGCCAUAAGAAGUGCAUUGAGAGAUCCAUUAGGAGAAAUCAAAGACUUUGUCAGACAAACUUGACGCAGCGUGUUUUUAGGGAUGGACAAUCAUUACCUUGCACAUCGGGGUGAAGGUUUCGUCACAUAUUUACCUAUAAAUUCAUUACUUUUACCACCCUUUUGUUACCUCCUAUCAAACAUAUCGUAUGGUUUGAGGAGAUACCCACCUGAGAGUUAGUCCCCUAAAGGGUAAGGCACUUUCAUAUGAUUCUGCAUUUCUGCUGAAUGUUGGGUAACAAGUUUAAGAUGAACAAUAACCUGAUUGAGUUGGAUGUUGAUCAAACUGUGUUCUAUUCGCACGCGGUUCAACCUGUGGCAAUCAUUGAACAAGCAGUACGACUGUAUGAGUUGGCUGGAUCUGCCUCUCACAGGUAACAGCUGCUGCUGCUUGAUUAAUUAGGACAGUACACAGAAAAAAUUAACCAAUAACCACUUGUCAGAUUGUGGAUAUAUGGGAGAUGGACUGGAUGGACCACCAGCGAACCAGCGGUGUGGGCUGCCUGGUACCAGAGUUUGUUCCCCAGCAGUUGGAGAAAUAGCAGCAUCAGUAUGAAUAGUAGAGGCAGUGGACAUCCCCAUACUAGAACUAGAAGUAAUACUACUAAGAUAUAACGCAGCAAUUACAACAAGACAGCUCACUGAAUUUGCCAGCUUCAUCUUCUGGCAGAUUCUUACACUUAGCCUGUAAUUAUCUCUUCAAAGCUUUAAUUUGCAAAUAAUUAUUGGGAUGGAUGAGAGAAUUAUGAUGGGAUUGCAGUUCUUUAUAUGGCUCAUUUGGCACAGUGUGAUCAAAAUACCCAUUUUUUUUGGGUGGCUAUGAAUUAUGAUGGCUUGUGUGUGUUAUGUUUACAAUGGCACGACCAAGAUCAUGAGUAGCAUAUCCAUAUGCAGUGUUCGUCAAGGAAGAUAUGGACUGUCUAGUUCUAUACUGAAGCAGAAUGUGUUGGGUUCGGAAUAUUGGUUUAUUGUACUGUCUGUUCUUCUGUGUUAUUUUGGCUCAUUUACUGUAUCAAUUUAAGAGGACUGUUUUUAUUACA
This is a messenger RNA of Beta vulgaris subsp. vulgaris (sugar beet), 3077 nucleotides long. Its product is annotated as pentatricopeptide repeat-containing protein At2g15630, mitochondrial. NCBI's taxonomy places the organism in Eukaryota, Viridiplantae, Streptophyta, Magnoliopsida, Caryophyllales, Amaranthaceae. The transcript is spliced from 2 exons. Gene Ontology annotation, molecular function: protein binding. The coding region runs from base 111 to 2006 and encodes 631 amino acids. The record is from RefSeq and is a predicted model, not a curated record.